AUGACUUUCCCUGCUGGAAUCGCAACUCCUCUCAAUUGCGACGAUGUCGUUCGAUCAAGAAGGAUCUCAGCUUCUUUUGAAGAAGGUUCGGCAUCUGGAUCUCCAGCCUUUGACAUUCUGAGAGAUGGCUGGGUUUCUUCCUUUGAUGAGGAUGGGAACUUUUUGGAAGUCUCCUUUGAGGCCAGCCCCGACAACGAAAGUGCGCUAAUCAUAGGAGGAUCUGGUUCUGAAGGAGAAAUGAACCAACACUUCUUUCCGCGAAUGUCGGUUGGCACGAGUGCUCUUUCUGCAAUGGCUCCUCGGAUAAGCGCGAUGAAGAAUCCCAUGAGCACCGUAAAGAAUCCCAUGUCACGCUUCACCAAGAAGUUGAGUGAGGAAGGCGUAUCGCUCGAAAAGAAGCAGGAAGCUGCUCCCUUCUCAUCUUGUAAGAAGAGGCAACGAAAAAAGAAGUUGACCAAGAGAAUAUCCAAGCUUGCAUCCAAGGUAGUUCCGAAGCGAACCUCGGAAGCUCCAUCAAACUUGGAGGUUGCUCCAAGCAGGAGCACAAACACAGCAGGUUCCAGAAGGAAGAGAAGCACGAAAAAGCUCAAGAAGAAAAUCAUGAAACGAAUUUCCAAGAAUAGCCCGCUGAUGCGAAUGAGCAAAAUUGGACGAAAGGGUUCCGCGGAAGGGGCAUUUCCUAGCGUGUCCAAAAAGAAUAACAGGGAAGUUUCAUCAAUGAAAUGUGCAGCGGACAGCAUUCGUCCUCGCGGUGUAGAUGAAUUCAAUGAGCAUCAUGAAUUCGCUGCAAACAUGAAUAGUCAGCACAACGAUGAGGUUCCAGCGAACAGUACGGGCGAAACUAGUGACGCCAGUUGUGGUGACAGCCAAGAGGAAGCAUUUACUCCGAAUAUGGCUGAGACCACCACCCUUUACUAUGACCAACGAAUCCCAAUCAAAUGGGGAAUGAAAGAUACCCCUGACGAUGAUGCUAACGAAAAGAAGUGUCUUGCGCUUGACCUCGGUGAACCCACCGAUGAGUCGCUCAAUAACAACAACAACAACGACAAAGAGGCUUGUAAGGAGGAUUGUGAAAAGUCAAUUUCUGAAACAUUCAACGGCAUGCACAUGCAGGAACAAUUGGAUGUUUUCAAUGCUGAUGAGACGUUAUCAUGCAAUGUCGAAGAACUAAUGAACAUGAUUCUGCAAGAUGGCGAAAGUCGUCAGCGUGCACGUAGUGCUUGCGCCAGAACGAACUCGACAGAGUUUGCCGACCUCAAGAUAUCCUGCAGCAAUAGCACUGGUGGCAUGGUCUGCCCACAUGGAUCGCGCGAUGAUUCCAUGUCCCCCACUUCCUCCACAGUGGUGAAAAAGGAAUUGUUGAUCGCGGCAGCAACCGCUAGUACUGCUUCGGCCAUCGAAGCUCAAGUCCCAACAACUCCGCUCAAGACCAUUGUCAUUCGAAAGAGGACAAUUCCAGAGCAGGAGGUAUCGCCAAUCAAGUCUCCCGUGACAUGGCGUUUGGUCCCUCCUCAGUCCCCUGUCGGCCGCACACCGUCUUCUAACAACAACAAGAAAAACGGGAGCGCUGGCAAGAAGCAAUUCAACUACCGAACCAAUCGAAAAACAGUGGCAUUGACCCCCACUCGAUUGCAAAUGACGGAUCAAGCUCCUUCGUCCCCGAUUGGUGAUUUGCGAAAACCUCAUCGCCGUUCUUACUCGCUGAAAAAGACCAUUAAGCGUGGCAUUCGAUCGCACCCAGUCGCUAGUACGACGGUUGCCCUCAGUGCGGUCUUGCUCUUCUUUCGAAACUUUGUGUAA
Cylindrotheca closterium is the source of this 1800-nucleotide messenger RNA. Lineage: Eukaryota; Bacillariophyta; Bacillariophyceae; Bacillariales; Bacillariaceae. The record is from the annotation of a GenBank genome assembly.